This is a messenger RNA of Pseudocercospora fijiensis CIRAD86, 159 nucleotides long. RefSeq lists its product as uncharacterized. The transcript is spliced from 5 exons. The record is from RefSeq and is a predicted model, not a curated record. The coding region runs from base 1 to 159 and encodes 52 amino acids. NCBI's taxonomy places the organism in Eukaryota, Fungi, Ascomycota, Dothideomycetes, Mycosphaerellales, Mycosphaerellaceae.
AUGAAUCACAAUGCGAUUCUUGCGCCUCGUGGCCACGAGACUGCGAGUCCCAUGAAAUUUCUCCAGCCCAUUGACUCCAAGAUGAAUACGAGACUGCGAAUCCCAUCGGAACUCAGGCAAAACAUCAAUACCGCAACGGGCAUGGAAAAUUCCAGUUAA